Messenger RNA from Ochlerotatus camptorhynchus, 2039 nucleotides. It is a transcript of the gene Tasp1, whose product is annotated as Taspase 1. The transcript is spliced from 3 exons. Gene Ontology annotation, molecular function: beta-aspartyl-peptidase activity; asparaginase activity; threonine-type endopeptidase activity. Gene Ontology annotation, cellular component: cytoplasm. NCBI's taxonomy places the organism in Eukaryota, Metazoa, Arthropoda, Insecta, Diptera, Culicidae. The record is from RefSeq and is a predicted model, not a curated record. Gene Ontology annotation, biological process: protein maturation. The coding region runs from base 122 to 1171 and encodes 349 amino acids.
UUGAAUUUUACCAUUUUUAUUUAAUCAUGAGAUCUGUUUAGUAUCUUUUUGAACUAAAUUUACGCGUUUUCUGACAAAAGCGGUGUCCAUCUAGUAAUCAGCUUUUAAUAAUCACUGCACCAUGCCAGGAUUCGUUGCUGUUCAUACUGGUGCAGGAAACUGCAUAGAUGAAACAUUAUACAAAAAUGUUUGCAAGGAAGCAUGUAUUCAAGGGGUCAAUGCACUAAAGAAUGGAGGAAGUGCAUUAGAUGCUUGCGAGCUAGCAAUAGUGACGCUGGAAAAUUCUUGUGCCACUAACGCUGGAAUCGGUUCAAAUCUUACAUGGGAUGGCCAAGUGGAAUGUGACGCUUGUAUAAUGGAUGGAGCAACAUUGCAAUUCGGAGCAUGCACGAAUGUUUCAGAUGUGAAAAACCCCAUCAGUUUAGCCCGUCAUCUAUGCGACAGACAAUCAAAACUAUUAAGUUUCGGAAGGAUACCUCCAAUGAUUCUGGCGGGCAAAGGUGCAUCGGCCUAUGCCAAAGAAAUAGGGCUACAAAUAGUACCAACAGAACAUAUGGUAUCAGCGAAGGCAGUCAAAAGCUAUGAGCAUUAUAGACGAAAUAUUGCCAAAUACGAAGAGAUCAAUCGAAUGAAACUGUCACCACUGGAUACGGUCGGGGCAGUUUGUGUCGAUGCCGAAGGAACGAUCGUAGCUGGAUGUAGUUCCGGUGGCCUAUUGCUCAAGGUUGGUGGACGAGUCGGACAAGCUUCAACAUACGGUGCUGGAUGUUGGGCUAUGACAGAUGAAUCAACUUGUAUGUCUGCGGCCACCUGUACUACAGGGAAUGGCGAAUAUCUUAUGAAGACACUCUUUGCGAAAGAGCUAGUAGAUGAUUUGAUAACAUGCAACUGUCCCAUAACCUCGCAACAUCAAACUUAUAAGAGAAAACUACUUGAAUCUCCAUUUCUGUCGAAACAAAGCGAAAUUCACGCCGGGUCGUUAUCAAUCAUUUAUAACACUACCACUGCCGAUGGUGAUUUGCUGUGGGCCCAUACGACCAAUUCAAUGUGCUUAGGAUUUCAGUCAACUAAACAAAAGAAACCUAAGUUCGUUUUAUCAAAGUUACCACCAAACUUGUCUUGCGGAGUAAAAACAGUUGUCAGUGGGCAUCAUUUCAAACUAACGUAUUAGGAGCCGGAGAAGACGCGGUUGCAGUGCUGUUCGCAAAUUUUCAUCCAAACUAGCCAAUAUAGAGAACAAUUUAGCUGAACGUUGAUGACUCAUCUGUUACAGUAAUUUAAAUGUGUAACAACAUUUCUAAAAAAAUUAGCUUUUAUUUCCGUUCUCGUGAUUUCAAAACAUUGAUAUUGUUCAAAACAUGCAGUUCUACAAUUUUACUAUAAUUUUGUAUCGAAAUUUGUGUUCCGCGCAAUUUUACCUUGAUCAUACUUUUCAGCAGAUGGUUAAAAAAUGGAUUGUACUUGUUGAACAAAACACAUUUGCAACAUAUUGGUUACUUUGCAUGGAAAUUAGUCUGCGCUGCCGAAUAGCACUCUACAAUUAAGUCCGUUCCUUACAGAUCAAUUUCCUAUAGGAUGAGAUAUCUCAAUUUCACUAUACUGCCGCUUUUCGCAUGUCCGUCCCAUGGCGAAAAUCAUUAAUCCGAGUAAAUCGCAUUUUAUGUUUGAUUCGUACCGUUGCUUUUUAUGUGAUAGAACAACCAAUUUCGCUGUCUUUGCAAACUGUUUCUGAACAAAGUUGUUGAGUUCGGAGCCAGUAUUACGAAAAUAUGUGUGAUUAGCUACCAUUUGCAUUGAAACACUCAGUUUUGAACGACUAUCGGACCGACAAGCGAAGAGCGGCAGUAUACGGCUUAUAAAUGCAAAUGUGAGCCAAAUAGCUACGUAGAUUUUCCUCUUGUACUCAACACCUUUUUUGGAUGGGUCGAUUAUCGAAUCCUGACAUUAAUAACACAAGUUGUGUCGGAUAUUCAGAUUGUAUCACAGGAAAGAAAAGUCUCAAUCAUCUUCGAGCUAUCGAAAGGAAGACAGAAAUAAAA